Messenger RNA from Mangifera indica (mango), 2376 nucleotides. RefSeq lists its product as uncharacterized. The transcript is spliced from 4 exons. The coding region runs from base 1 to 2376 and encodes 791 amino acids. The record is from RefSeq and is a predicted model, not a curated record. NCBI's taxonomy places the organism in Eukaryota, Viridiplantae, Streptophyta, Magnoliopsida, Sapindales, Anacardiaceae.
AUGGCAAAAACUACUUGUGAAAUAAUAUGGAUUCAUGGUCUAUUAAAGGACCUGGGCGUGACUAUCUCAGAAGCAGUUGAGCUCUACUGUGACAAUAAAGCAGCAAAAGAUAUCUCUACUAAUCCAGUGUUUCAUGAAAGAACUAAGCAUAUAGAGAUCGACUGCCACUUUGUGAGAGACAAGAAAUCUGGACUAAUUCAUCUUUUACCUAUUUUUCGUGGUUUUGUAGGUGAAGAUCCUCAUAAACAUUUGAAAGAAUUUCAUGUGGUGUGCACCGGAAUGAAACCGAAUGGAGUAACCGAAGAACAAAUCAAGAUGAGGGCUUUUCCAUUUUCUUUGAAAGAUGAUGCGCAAGAUUGGUUGUAUUAUCUACCUGCUGGAAGUAUCACUACUUGGCAUGAGAUGAAAAGAUUAUUUCUACAGAAAUUUUUUCCAGCAUCAAGAGCAGCCAGCAUAAGGAAAGAAAUUUGUGGCAUUAGGCAGCAGAGUGGAGAGUCUUUAUACGAAUAUUGGGAGCGCUUUAAAAAACUUUGUACAAGUUGUCCACAUCACCAAAUUAGUGACCAGCUGCUUAUCCAAUAUUUUUACGAAGGACUUUUAUCGAAUGAGAGAAAUAUGAUUGAUGCAGCAAGUGGUGGAGCAUUGGCUGACAAAACACCUAAAGUAACCCGAAAUUUAAUUGUAAAUAUGGCGUCAAAUUCACAACAAUUUGGGAAUAGAUUAGACCAUUCGUCUCGACGCGUCAAUGAGGUAAGUGUAUCUUCUCUUGAAAGCCGACUAGAUGAUCUAACUAUUCUUGUACGUCAAAUGGUUGUAGGAAAAAUAGAGGUAGCGAAAGUUUGCGGAAUCUGUUCGGUAGGAGGACAUCCAACUGAUAUGUGCCCAACACUUCAGGAGGACUGCUCUGAACAUGCUAAUGUAGUGGGCGGAUUUUUAGGACAGCAGCAGCGAAAUCAUAAUUAUAAUCCCUAUUCAAAUACCUACAACUCCGGUUGGAGAGACCAUCCUAAUUUUCGUUAUGGGAAUGAAACAAGAACCAGUAUUCAAAAUUUGGAGAAUCAAAUGAGUCAGAUGGCUACUGCAAUCAGCAGGCUGGAAGCCCAAAAUUCAAGUAAACUGUCAUCACAAACUGUGGUGAACCCAAAGGAGAAUGCUAGCGCCAUAGUGCUGAGAAGUGGAAAAGAGUUGGAGAUGCCAAUUAAAGAACCACCUGUACCACUUGUACCAACACAACAAGCGGAAAACAAAGAAGAAGCGGUAGUAGAAAAGAAUCCUUCCAAAAAGGUAGCGACAGGUAAAUAUCCUUCUUUCAGCGAAUACAGACCUGUUCCUCCUUUUCCUGAAGCUUUAAAACUGAAGUGCGAAAGCAAUGCGGAUUUAUAUGAGACCUUUCGAAAGUGUGAAGUCAAUAUCCCACUGUUUGAUGCAAUAAAACAAGUGCCUCGCUAUGCUAAAUUUUUGAAAGAGCUGUGUACAUUGAAAAGAAAGCAAAAACUCAAAAGGUAUGAAAAAAUAAAGGUAGGAGAAAAUGUUUCAGCCAUAAUUCGAAAGAGUCUUCCUGAAAAAUGCAAAGAUCCAGGUAUGUUUUGUAUCCCUUGCACCAUAGGAGGAACAAAAAUUGAAAAAGCCAUGUUAGAUUUAGGAGCAUCUAUUAAUGUAAUGCCAUAUUCCAUUUAUUCUACUCUUAAUCUGGGUCCUUUAGAACAAACUGGUGUAGUUAUUCAGUUGGCCGAUAGAUCGAAUACAUAUCCGAAAGGAUUAAUUGAAGAUGUUCUUGUUCAGGUUAAUGAUAAAUUAAUUUUUCCAGCUGAUUUUUAUAUUCUUGACAUGGAAAAUAAUGACCAAUCUGCACCUAUUUUGUUGGGAAGACCUUUUCUGAAAACAACUAAAACGAAAAUUGAUGUUCAUAAAGGCACACUGACCAUGAAGUUUGAUGGUGAAGCUGUCCAAUUUAAUAUUUAUGAUGUUAUGAAAUAUCCUGAUAUGGAUUUUCCUGUGUAUUCAGUUGAUUUAAUUGAUUCUCUUGCGCAGGAAAUUUUUGAUGAUGAAGAUGAAGAGCUGAAAAAUACAGAUAAUUUAUCUUAUAUUGAGUUGCCAGUGCCUAACGAAAAAUUGAUACCUUCUGUUUUGCAAGCACCAGAGCUGGAGCUGAAACCUCUUCCAAAUCACCUAAAAUAUGUGUACCUUGGAGAUGGGGAGACCUUACCAGUGAUUAUUUCUAGCAAGUUAAUUAAGCAAAAAGAGGAAAAAUUGGUACAGAUUCUGAAGAAGCAUAAAACAGCCAUAGGAUGGACCAUUACCGACAUAAAAGGAAUCAGCCCCUCUACUUGCAUGCAUCGAAUUCAUCUUGAAGAGGGAGCUAAACCAAUUCGAUAG